AUGGUAUUGAAUACAACAUCAGAGUUAGCAAUGCUGUACUUGUUCUUCCUGGUUGGCGUGAAAAUGGACACGAAUUUGAUAUUGAAGCCCAAAAGAGAUGCAGUGAGAAUUGGUAUGACAGGAUUGAUACUUCCUUGGGUGCUGGUUGCGUGUGCAACCCACUACCUACGUCCAUACACGUCGAUAGGGGAAAUGGGACCGUUUUUCAUCAUGUUCUGUUUAAGUUUGUCGUUGAGUCCCUUCCCUGCAAUUGCUAAUAUAAUGGAUGAGCUGAAUCUGCUCACCUCUGAAAUGGGAAAGCUGGCAGUGUCCUGUGCAAUGGUGAACGACAUGGUGUCCUGGGUUGUGUUGAUAAUCACUGCUGCCCUUCUCCAGAGAACCUUGAUGGCCUCAAUUUCAGCAGUCGCGUCUACCGGUGCAUUUUUCAUUUUAAUAACCCACGUAAUGCGCCCAGUCGUCGUAGGGAUUAUCGAGAAUACUCCCGAGGGAGGUGUGGUGAGUCAGUCUUGGGUCGUGAUUAUACUGCUGGGAGUGUUGGUGAAUGCAUUCAUCGGCGACGUCAUAGGUCUCACUCCUAAUAUUGGGGCUUUUGGCCUCGGCGUAAUUAUACCGGAGGGCUCAACCCUGGGGAUAGCUCUGGUGGAGAAGACUGAAACCAUUGUGACGGAGUUCCUUCUUCCCUUCUUCUUCCUUCGAUGUGGCUUGUACACCAACAUUUUCUCGGUACGGAAUGCCAAGAAUUUUUUAGCUCUGCAAGUCAUCAUGUUGAUGGGAAGCGUAGGGAAGCUGGUGGGAACUAUCUUACCUUGCAAUCUCAACGCUCAAAAUGCGCUGUCACUGGGUCUUAUCAUGAUAUGCAAGGGCAUCUUCAACAUAAGCCUCUUCUUGACCUGGAGAUUUUAUAGGCUCAUUGACGAGGAAAGUUUCACUAUAUUCGUAGUGUCCAACCUGUUGCUCACAGUCAUAAUCGCGCCUUUGCUCACAACCCUCUACAAGCCACCAAGGUACUUCGCCACACACGCAGCGGGAUUAUCACUCCAAAACAUACGACCCAACCAUGAGCUUCGAAUCAUUGCCUGCCUCCACGACGAGAGGAUUGUUAAUGACAUCAUCUCCAUCAUUGAAGCUUCCUAUCCAGCCAGGGAAACCCCCAUAUACGCCUAUGUGCUUCACCUGGUUAACUUGGUCGGCCGAUCUGUUGCUGUGGUAGCCGACCCUAGCACCGUUUACAGGUGCAGCACCCAUAAGCCCACCAAAUCUGAUUAUAUCAUGAGUGCCUUCAAAAAGUACUCAGACUGCACCCAUGGGACUGUCGGCUUUCGCCCUUUAACCGUCAUCGCCCCCUACAAAUCCAUGCACGAGGAUAUUUGUAAGAUAGCUCAUGAUAACAGGGCCGCCCUCAUUCUCCUGCCUUUCCACAGGAACGACCACAUGUUGGGUAGUAGUACUGCUGCCUUAUCUACCCUUACCCACAACGUUCUGGCCGGUGCACCUUGCUCCGUCGCCCUCCUUGUGAACCGGGGUUACAAAUAUUGUCGCUUCGCCGUCCAAGAACACUUCUCCUACAGCGUGCUUCUCCUCUUCUUUGGCGGACCCGAUGACCGUGAGGCACUAGCAUUUGCCAGUCGCAUGUCCACACACCCCGGCUUGAGUGUCACCGUCAUAAGGUUUCAAUUUUCCGACGACGACGACAACGAUAAUGAGAGGGAAAGACAGCUUGACUACUCUGUUCUGCACGAAUUUAAACUUAAGAACUUCACCAAUGAAUCUGCAAUGUUCCGUGAGGAGGUUGUGAAUGAUAUUGAGGAAGCUCUGCUUCUAAUUCGAUCUCUCAAGAGUAAGUACGACCUUGUUAUCGUUGGGAGACGAAAUUGGACGUGCAAGGCGCUCACUGGAGAUAUGGCAGAUUGGAGUGAGAAUACAGAGCUUGGGGUCCUCGGCGACAUAAUUGCAUCUUCUGAUUUAUUAGAUAAUGAGUACAAUCUAUUGGUUAUGCAAGCAAGGAUGUGA
Messenger RNA from Nelumbo nucifera (sacred lotus), 2010 nucleotides. RefSeq names its product cation/H(+) antiporter 15-like. Gene Ontology annotation, biological process: regulation of pH; proton transmembrane transport. NCBI's taxonomy places the organism in Eukaryota, Viridiplantae, Streptophyta, Magnoliopsida, Proteales, Nelumbonaceae. Gene Ontology annotation, molecular function: antiporter activity. Gene Ontology annotation, cellular component: endomembrane system; membrane. The record is from RefSeq and is a predicted model, not a curated record.